GCAUGCUCUCUGUUCACAGUGGGCCUGUGGUAUUUCACCAUCUCAUUCACUUGCAGACUGAGUCAUUCCCUGAUUUCCUCCAGAUGUGCACUAGUUUACGUUUCCUGACGGCCCUGGAUUGUGACAUUUCUGCCUCUUGCUCUGCAGCCAUUCUGCUGACAAAUACGAAUUCACGCUUGUUCCUGUGCCUUUUUUAGAGUUUCUUUCUUUUUUCUGACACUGACUGGAUGCUGUCAAACAAACAAACCUUAAUGCGGGAGCUGGGACGGCCUCUUGUUAAAAUGUAACCCUUUUAACUAAAAUCUGCAAUGAAGUGCUGACGCUUUGCCAUUUUUAUUAGCCCUUUUUCCUCCAGUGAGGGGGACUCUGACACCACGGCGGUGACUGGACGAGUGCAGUCAUGUGUCCUGAUUGUGUAAAUGGAGCAUCAACAAGUGUUUAGGGUCUUGUUUUUUCCUGCUUGCUUGCACAGCAAAAAAAAAAACCAGCAUCAGAGCCUGGCAGGGAUUUAAAUGUCACCAUGGGGAUCUUGCCCUGAGAUUACACUGCUUCCCUCCUUCACUUCAAAACUGGCACCGGAAGAUAAAAUUAAGCUUUUAUUGUUUUACAACUCAGCUGUACAGUAGCUCUUGUGAUGCAAUCCUCUUAAAAACAGCGAUUUAAAAAAAAAAAAAAAAAGGUGAUUUCUCGAUUACAACAAACAUUUCAAGACACAUUAUCUCUUCAGCCUUGGUUUUGAAUUUACAGUUCCUGCAUACUUGUAUACUCCUAGUAUGCAACCUAACUGGGACGCACUCGGUGACCUGAAAGUUCACACGUGUUAUCUCAUCCUGUUCAGCUCUCAUUUCCUUUAUAGCUCAAAUUAAUUUCCUGCUGGAUUCAUUCCAUCAUGACCAACCACUGUGUUUUUGACAGUUGUUCUGUCUUUAGAGGAAAACAAUCCAGAAUUUGCACGAUCACACAGGUGCAUUUGCACUUUCUCAUGAUUCCACGUCACCAUUGUGCCCAGUACAAUGAGAGCUCUAAGGCGGCUUGAUAAGUACAACAUUAUGAGUAAAUGAUCGUUCCCAAGGCUCCAAUUUCUGUUUAUAGUUAGCUGGACAUCACGGGAUCUCUUGCUUUGCUAGCGUAAGAUUAACCUCAGGUAAUUGCUCAACCUUUGCCCACUGACAACCUUUGGUCUCGUCCUACAGUACUCCCAGCCUCAUUCCACCGGUAGUUGAGCCAGUGUAGCCGGUGGAUGUGGUGCUAAAGACAAAUAAAAAAGAGAAGCAUGUGUGGGUGUUGAGAGUCAUCUGCUCCCUUUGACCUUGCUGCCCCUGAACGCCUCUGUCUGCUCUACCUCGCCUGACCGUCCACUCGUCCAGUGAGACUCACUCCCCGCCAUGUCAGCAGAGGUGGCGAACAGCGUGCCCAUCCCUGCCGAUGCCGGCGCCACCUCCCCAUCCGCAGGCUCGACCUCCAACACUCCGCCGGCCUCCCCUGCAACGGCCGCAUCCAAGGUCCCGUUCAAGAGAGAGAAGAAGAAAGUUCCAGAGAAGACCGAUGAGUACCUGCUGGGCAGGUUUCAAGGGGAUGGCGUGAGGUACAAGGCCAAACUGAUCGGCAUCGAUGACAUCCCAGAGGCCCGGGGAGACAAGAUGUGCCAGGACUCCAUGAUGAAACUUAAGGGCAUGGCAGUAGCUGCACGGUCCCAGGGUAAACACAAACAGAGGAUCUGGAUCAACAUUUCCAUGUCGGGAAUAAAGAUCAUUGAUGAGAAGUCAGGGGUGAUUGAACAAGAGCAAGUGGUGAACAAGAUCUCCUUCAUCGCCAGAGAUGUGACGGACAACAGGGCGUUUGGAUAUGUGUGUGGUGCCGAGGGACAGCAUCAGUUCUUCGCCAUCAAGACUGGACAACAGGCAGAGCCGCUGGUGAUUGACCUCAAAGAUCUCUUCCAGGUCAUCUUCAACAUCAGGAAGAAGGAGGCAGAGGCCUCACAGAAGGGUGAAAAUGGCUCUGCGGUAGUUGAGAAUGGAAAUGAUGCCUUGUUAAAUAUGGAUAGUCAAGUAAAAACUACCCAACCAGUGGAGCAGCUUGUCCUUUUUGGAGCCAUGUCAACCCCCCCAGACAUCCAGGCUCCAAAUGACUCAAAUGAUAUUCUCUUGCUGGACUUUUCCGCUGAAGUUGACAGCAAUCAGAAUUGCAUAAAGGGAAGCCCCUUUGUAACGUCCUAUGAUCCUGACCAUGGGCUGUCGUCCCAGACAGAGAAUCCCUUUUCCUCCACAUUUGGUUAUUUCCCAACUCCAGACAGUGACCCUUUCAAAGACGACCCCCUCUCUAAAUCACCUGAUAAUCCCCAGGUGUUCCUCUCCAGCCGUCACCUAAACGGCACUGCUGGCGGCACUAGUCAGACAAUUAUUAACGGUCCUUCGAAUGGAAACUCUGAACACCUUAGUCAGCAGAUGAAUGGGUUAACCAGCAAGAAUAUGAUCCUUGCUCUCAGUAACGGACAGUGGCCACUAGGGGGCAAAAUAUCUCAAGGCAGCACUACUACCAUGAUGGACGGAAAUGACUCUGGAGUCCUCUCGACCAAAAACCCCUUUUUUGACUCAUCUUCGAACACUUUGCCCGUCACUAAUGGCGUUACUCCUCACCCGCAACCCCCUGUGACUCAUAGCAAGGACUCAGUUGUCAUAAGCCCGCCUCCGCAGAGCUCUAAGGCCGGACGAGGUCGACGGAGUGGAAAGUCUGCAUCCAGUGACCUGUUUGGAGCAGAGCUGUUUGCUGCUCCUGCUCCAUCUGAGGGUUCAUCUGCCCCAAGUGACUUUUUCAGCAGUGCACCUGCCAACUCCGCUCCCUCCUCCUUAGCUGCCCUGGGGAAUCUUCAUCUAAGUCCUCCAGCUAUCACAAGCAUCCCUGCUGCAGGCAUGUGGGGAGCCCCCACUGCAGCGCCCUCCAUGUUCCCCAUGCCAGGAGUGACCGCUCCAGGCCCUCUGCCUAACUUCCCACAGCCGUCGGCCUUCGGUGGUCUACCCAUACCACCCACAGCCUGGGGCCAGCCGGUGCCAUCUCAGUUUGGCGUCCCGCCCCACGCCUGGGGCCAGCCUCCACCACCUGGCCAACUCGGAGCUCCAGGUUGGGGUCAGCCUGCAAUGACCAAUCCUUUCCACGCAGGCCAGUUCGCGGCGAUGGGCGAGCAGCAAGGUCCGUCGCGCCCCCCUCCCAGGCCCCCGGUAAAAGAGGCCCCUCCAAAGGUAGAGAACAGCGCCUUCACAGCUUUGGACCCUCUCGGAGAUAAAGAGAAGAAGUGUGGAAAGGACAUGUUCAAGGACUUCCAGAUUGCCAAGCCUCCAGCCAUCCCAGCGAGGAAAGGGGAGCUCGGGACCAACUCUGCUCCGGCCCCCAUCAGCAGUGAGCCAGGGUCUUUCGAUCAAUACUUUUCCAAUAAAGUGGGCCUGGUUCAGGAUGUUGCAGAUCAUGAUGACUUUGAUAUCCAUCAAAUGUCAGCAGUUAAUGAUUUCCCCAAACCUGCUCCUGCUCCUGCUGCAGCUCCAGCUCCAAGCUUUAACGCUGGCCUCCUCGAUGCCUUCUCCUCUGCCUCCAUCUCAAAUAACUCCGCACCAGCCCAGGGACAAGGCCUCAAUCAGGACAUGUUCGAUGAAGCAUUUGGGUCUCCAAACCCGAGUCUGUUCGGAGGGCCGCCUGUAACUAUGCAGACUGCCACUGUUGGUCAGACAUCUGGUUCAACAGCUGCUUUUGGGGAUCCCUUUGGAAACCCCUUUGCUUGACCUCAACUUUAUUCCCAGAGGAUUAAAUGGAAAACGGAGAUCUUCACGUCCCACCUUUGGGACAAUCUGCCCGAGACAAUCCAACAAACUCUUUUCCCUGAUGUUUCAUGUCUGUCCAAUCAGUAGUGCCCUUAUUUUUGAAGACCACUGAUCUGAGAAGUAAAUGUUGUGUCAUGAUCUGCUGAAGAUAGAAACAAGGUGUGUGUGUGUGUGUGUGUGUGUGUGUGUGUGUGUGUGUGUGUGUGUGUGUGUGUGUGUGUGUGUGUGUGUGUGUGUGUGUGUGUGUGUGUGUGUGUGUGUGUGUGUGUGUGUGUGUGUGUGUGUGUGUGUGUGUGUGUGUGUGUGUGAAAAUAUAUGUCAAAAGAGGCUCACUGCUGAAGCUGUGUGUAUUAAAGAAAUAAAAAUAAUUCAACCAUGA
Messenger RNA from Hippoglossus stenolepis (Pacific halibut), 4188 nucleotides. RefSeq names its product DAB adaptor protein 2 (gene dab2). The record is from RefSeq and is a predicted model, not a curated record. The coding region runs from base 1386 to 3770 and encodes 794 amino acids. Gene Ontology annotation, cellular component: plasma membrane. Lineage: Eukaryota; Metazoa; Chordata; Actinopteri; Pleuronectiformes; Pleuronectidae. Gene Ontology annotation, biological process: positive regulation of endocytosis; receptor-mediated endocytosis; negative regulation of canonical Wnt signaling pathway. The transcript has 15 exons.